AUGGGCAACCCGAUCAAUGGCGCCGGCGCGGCGACAAAUGGCCGCGCCAACGGCGGCGGCGACGACGACGAGCUGGCCGCCUACGCCGCGGCACGGCAGUCGCUCAUCCACGAGGAGAGGUCGCAGCGGUACGACUAUGCCGCCAUCCAGUCGCUCUCGCCCGCGGGCCGGCGCGCGCAGGGCAUCGUCUCGUCGAUCCGCGACCAAGAGGUGGCCAGCGUGUGGGAGACCAACAAGCCCGACGUCGCGCCGCCCACCAACAACAGCGACGGCACCACGACCACCGUCGUGCCGCACCCGCCCGUGCCCGCGCCCGCGCCGCAUCUGUCCAGGUACGCCGGGAUGGACUUCCAGGGUGCGCGCAAGGCCGGCCUGUUUCGCAGCGAGGACCUCGAGUCGGCGGCGGCGUGGCGGCGCAACCAGGACCAGCUGCGGCUCUGGCGCAUCGUCCGCCGCAUGCCAAAGGGCGCGCUGCUCCACUGCCACUUUGACGGCAGCGUCGAUGCGCGCUGGCUCAUUGCGCGCGCCGUCGAGACCGACGCCAUGUGCGUCAAGGCCAACAUGCCCCUCGUCGAUGAGGCGACCCUCUACGCCGACGACUGCCAGCUCACCUUCCUCGUCCUGCCCGCCGCCGAUGUCGAGGCGGCCAGGGGCAAGGGCGCGUCGAUCUGGACGGCCAACUACCAGCCAGACACCUGGGUCCCCUUUGGCGAGGCGCGCUCCUCGUUCCCCUUCCCGCACCCCUACCGCGACGUGGCGAGCGAGGUGCCCUCGUACCUCUUUCCGGCCCCGGCGGCGCCGACCACCGACGCGCGGCAGCGCGCCAACCGCUUCGACGCCUACGUCCACAGCCUGAUGACGCUCACGCCCUCGCUGCACCAGCCGCCGCACACCAACAGCAAGCAGGCGUGGGCCAAAUUCAUCAAGACGUUCCACGUCAUCGGCGGCCUGCUGGGCUACGAGCCGACGCUGCGCGGCUACAUCAAGCAGAUGCUCAAGUCGCACGCCCGCGACGGCAUCGCCUAUACCGAGGUGCGCAUGAACUUUUUCGACGAGGCCAUGGUGCGCGCCGACGGCCGCCGCGACCUGGGCCACGCCGAGUGGGUGCGCAUCUUUGGCGAGGCCGUCGACGAGGCGCGCGCCGAGCUGGCGCGCGACGAGCCCGACGUCGCCUUUUGGGGCGCGCGCAUCAUCUACGUGACGGUGCGCAUCGUCGACAACGAGCGGCUGCGCUGGUACUGCGACGACUGCAUCGACCUCAAGCGCCGCUUCCCGGACCUCAUUGUCGGAUUCGACCUCGUGGGCCACGAGGACCCGGGCGUACCGCUCAAGGCCUACAUUCCGGAGCUGCUGCGCUUCCGUCGCCGCGUCGCCGAGCAAGGGCUGCCCACCAUCCCGUUCGUCUUCCACGCGGGCGAGACCCUGUCCGACGGCGGACCGGCCGACUGCAACCUGUACGAUGCGCUGCUCCUCGACACGCGCCGGCUGGGCCACGCCCUCAGCCUGGCGCGCCACCCGCACCUCGUAUCGCUCGUCAAAGAGCGCGACGUGGCCGUCGAAUGCUGCCCGAUUUCCAACCAGGUGCUCGGCUACGCCUCGAGCGUCGCCAGCCAUCCGUCGCUCCUUGCCCUGCUCAACGACAACGUCGCCCUCACCCUCUCGAGCGACGACCCGUCGAUUUUCGAAAACUUCGGCCUCAGCUACGACUUCUACCAGCUCCUCGUCUCGAGCGACGCCACGUCCCUCGCCAGCCUCGGCGUCAUUGCGCGCAGGUCGAUCCGGUAUACCCUCGCCGACGAGCACCAGAGGCAAAAGUGGGAGCUCGACUUUGACCGCCAGUGGUCCGCGUUUGUCGACUGGGUCGUCGGCGAGUUUGGCGGCGGCGGCGGCGACGGCGACGCCCUGCCCAACUGA
Pseudozyma flocculosa PF-1 is the source of this 1914-nucleotide messenger RNA. RefSeq lists its product as uncharacterized. NCBI's taxonomy places the organism in Eukaryota, Fungi, Basidiomycota, Ustilaginomycetes, Ustilaginales, Ustilaginaceae. Gene Ontology annotation, biological process: adenosine catabolic process; inosine biosynthetic process. The record is from RefSeq and is a predicted model, not a curated record. Bases 1 to 1914 code for a protein of 637 amino acids. The transcript has a single exon. Gene Ontology annotation, molecular function: adenosine deaminase activity.